Messenger RNA from Leptidea sinapis, 3531 nucleotides. RefSeq names its product ATP-binding cassette sub-family B member 10, mitochondrial. Gene Ontology annotation, biological process: transmembrane transport. The coding region runs from base 94 to 2178 and encodes 694 amino acids. The record is from RefSeq and is a predicted model, not a curated record. The transcript is spliced from 10 exons. Gene Ontology annotation, cellular component: membrane. Lineage: Eukaryota; Metazoa; Arthropoda; Insecta; Lepidoptera; Pieridae. Gene Ontology annotation, molecular function: ATP hydrolysis activity; ATP binding; ABC-type oligopeptide transporter activity.
AUUACACACUUUAAGCUCAUGCACGUCAUAUGUGACAAAGAUGUGGCAGUGAUGUUUAUAUUUUUUAUAAAAAUUUAAAAUUUCGUUUUUAAGAUGUUACAAAACCUGUUAACAAAGGGAAUUCAUUAUAAAAUAUCCAGUAGAACUUUACAAUAUUUGAAUUUAGCGUCAGGUCAACUCCAGUCAUGUAAACUCUGUGUCAGGUUAUAUUCUAGUCACAAAUCGGUGCUACCAAGUUAUUAUGGAAGAACAUUACUUAAACAUAGCUCAAUUAAAAGAACGAGACAUUAUACUAGCCAAGUGGAUGCUCACAAAAAAGAUGGUGCGGUGGAAUUAAAGGAUAAAGCUGAGAUAGCAACAUCCAAAAAAAUUAAUGUAAAAUUAAAACCUACAGAAGUGAAGAGACUGUUUACUCUAGCUGAACCCGAGAAAUGGACGCUUACAGGUGCCAUUGGUUUGCUGAUCAUAUCAUCUGGUGUUACAAUGGCAGUUCCUUUCUCACUUGGGAAAGUAUUAGACAUUAUAUAUGACACAACAUCUGACUUGGGGGCGGCCAGAGAGAAAUUGGAUUCACUGUGUCUCAUGCUGUGUGGAGUGUUUCUAAUUGGAGGACUUUGUAACUUUGGAAGAGUGUACCUGAUGUCAAUAUCUGGCCAAAGAAUGACACAGGCUUUGCGCAAACAGGUAUUUGCAGCAAUCCUGCGCCAGGAACCAAAGUGGUUUAGCAAAAACUCUACAGGAGAGCUAGUUAAUAGAUUAUCAGCUGAUACACAGCUUGUUGGUCGCAAUCUGAGCCAGAAUGUCAGUGAUGGCUUGAGAUCCUUGUUGAUGGUUGGAGCUGGCACAGGAAUGAUGUUUUAUAUGUCACCAUCACUUGCUCUUAUAGGGUUGUGUGUUGUGCCCCCGGUGUCGUUGCUAGCCGUGUUUUAUGGAAGGUUCGUGCGUGGUAUCACGAGGCAACUGCAGGACACACUAGCGGAAACCAGUGAUCAUGCUGAAGAAAAAAUAUCAAAUAUAAAAACUGUAAAGGUGUUUAAUAAAGAAGCCAGAGAAUGCGAGACUUACGCAAAGAAAAUAGAAAGUUUAUUGAAUUUGGCGUACAAGGAAUCACUGGCUGUUGGUAGCUUUUAUGGUUUGACGGGUCUAUCCGGUAACACCAUCAUAAUCCUGGUACUGUACUACGGCGGCGGUAUGGUCGCUACAGAACAACUGACCGUGGGCAAUCUGACAUCGUUCCUGCUGUACGCCGCGUAUGUGGGCAUCAGUAUCGGCGGUCUGAGCAGUUUCUAUACGGAGCUGAACAAAGGCAUCGGUGCGGCUUCGCGCCUUUGGCAGAUUAUUGACAGAAAGCCUACGAUACCUGUAUCAGGUGGGAUAAGGCCAAAGGAGCGUCCUAAAGGUGAUAUCGUUCUAGAAAACAUAUCAUUUUCAUACUGUGGCGCACCGAUGAUCAAAGGUCUCAAUCUCCGACUACUCCCCGGUAAAUCUGUUGCGUUGGUUGGUCGGUCCGGGUGUGGAAAGAGUACUAUAGCUUCACUUAUACUAAGAUUGUAUGACCCAGAACAAGGAAGGAUAUUGUUGGAUGGAGAGGAUAUAAGGAAUUUGGAUCCAGUAUGGUUAAGGAGCCAUAUUGGUUUUGUUAGUCAGGAGCCGGUACUAUUCACUGGGUCGAUAAAGGAAAAUAUCAUGUAUGGAUUGCCCAAUGAAGAGGAGCUUUUAGAAACGGAACAGGAACCAUCUUGGUUGAAGGCGGCUCGUGCGGCGCAGUUACAAGAGCUGGCUAACAGCAGCAGUGCGGGGUGGGAGCGGCAGGUGGGGGCGGGAGGUUCCGAGCUCAGCGGAGGACAGAAACAACGGGUCGCUAUCGCCAGGGCAAUCGUCAAGAACCCGAAAAUCCUGAUACUCGACGAAGCUACCUCAGCAUUAGAUACGUAUUCAGAAUAUUUAGUCGACAAAGCUUUAAAGGAAAUAAGUAGAGAACGCACGGUCCUUACGAUAGCCCAUAGACUUAGUACAAUACAAUCGGCAGACGAAGUCGCUGUCAUUGGCAACGGAGUGAUCAUCGAAAAGGGACCAUAUAAAGAGUUGAUGGCGAAACCUAGCGGAUACUUCAGAGAACUCAUAACCCAUCAGACGUUCAGUAAACCGAAGAAUUCAACUGAAGUACAGAAUAGCUAAUGUUUUCGACGCACUAGAGAAUAAUAGGAUAAUUAUUACAAAAAUGCUUGGAUCAUUUAUACGUCUAGAUAGACUAUGACAGCUGUGAAAACGUCGAAAAUGUUUGAGUUUAGAGGUAACCUCUAUUUUGAGCAAUGCACGCACACUAACACAGUGUCAUACAAAUCGCGAGUCUAAGACGUAGUUUGUCACGCACACUAAACUAAUAAACAUGGCUGGUUUUUAUCGGUUGUCUAGCAGCAAGAGACUCCAUCUAGACGUAUAUAUUAUCUCAGCAAAAAUCUGUUCACAAAAUAUUUUUACAUCUGCGAAGUACAACUGUGUGAUAUAUAUUUUUAUAUUAAGUAUUCGGGCAAAGGUUUAGGCUGUUAAAGAUAUUGGUGUAAUAAUUCAAAAUUGGGGGAUUAUAAAUUUAGAUUUGGUGUUAUGUUACUGCCAUACUUUCGUAACGGGCACAAUACUGUUUCAAUAUGGGUUUACUUUUGUUUGACUAUAAGUCGCGGCUUUAUUGAGUAGUACUAUGAUUUGUGAUAGAAAUUUGAAAUAGAAAAAGGUUUUAUUUAUUUUAGUAAAAAUAAGUACAAAUGUUCACGGUCGAGUAAAAAAAGAAGGACUCCGCGCCGUUAUAUUAGCAAGUGAAGCACCGUUAUGCUAGUGUGUGUGUGCGCUUACGGGGGUUACUAGUUACAAAAUUUUUUCUCCCUUAAAUAAUCAUAUAUAGCCACAAAUACUUAUAUUAUCGUUUUUAUACUUUAUCACAACGCACGACGGCAUUUUUAAAAUAUUUUAUUGAGACGCAAACUGAUCUGUCACAGACGAUGACAAUUCUCAUGAUGGCCGCCUAUCGGCCUGUAGUAGUGUAAGUGUGUGCGUGGGGCUAUGUAUUUACACGUCAAUCGGCUUGUUUUGGUGCUACAACUGGUGUUAUGUAACAUGGAGUCCUUAUUUUUUUUACUAGUCCGUGCAAAUGUUAUACCUUAUUUCACAAACAGGUAUUAAUAAUAUUAUGUUAAAUUGUUGCAUGUUUUUGUGAAAUAAGUAUUUUAUAUAUAUAUAUUUGGUGUUAUUUUUUAUUGUUAUAGAACAUUAUCGAGAUGACGAAGUGCAAUGCAUUGCAAGUGACAAUUAUUAACAAAUAAAUUUAUGGAAAUGCUAAUGCACUGAACAUUAGAUUUCUUAAAGCAAAUAGUUUUUAUUUAUUAUCAUGAUUAUCAAUGUGAUAAAUUGUUGUAGUAAUAUGAGAAAUUAUGUGUAAAUCGAAUUAUGUUAAAAUAUUAGCACCAUGAUCAAAUUAUAACGGGUAACGGAAUAAAUUAAAUGUAUGGAAUAAAUGAGUUACAGUCUAAUUGUUAA